CUCCCCUGCGAGCUGCGCACCGGCGGCCGGCUGACCCAGCAGCCCGCGUCCGCGCCCUUGUCCGCGCGCCCCGGCCGCGGGCUCCAGUCGGCCGGCAGAAUGAGCGGCGGCGGCGACGUGGUGUGCACCGGCUGGCUGAGGAAAUCGCCCCCCGAGAAGAAGUUGAGGCGCUAUGCCUGGAAGAAACGCUGGUUUAUCCUGCGGAGUGGCCGGAUGAGUGGUGACCCAGAUGUUCUGGAAUACUACAAGAAUGAUCAUUCCAAAAAACCUCUGAGAAUCAUCAACCUGAAUUUCUGUGAGCAGGUGGAUGCAGGCCUGACCUUCAACAAGAAGGAGUUGCAGGAUAGUUUUGUGUUUGAUAUCAAGACCAGUGAGCGCACCUUUUACCUGGUGGCUGAGACAGAGGAAGACAUGAAUAAGUGGGUCCAGAGCAUCUGCCAGAUCUGUGGAUUCAAUCAGGCUGAGGAGAGCACAGAUCCAAGUCUUCCCAGAUAUGAAGCCAGUGACUGGAGCCCUACCGCCCACUGGAAGUCUUCUGGGUUACCAGUGGUUGUCUGCCUGAAUUUCUGAAGAAAACCCACUUCUUCUUCCCUCAAACCUGCUUCCUCCUACUCUUGGACUCUGCUGCCCACAUUUUUAGGUGAUGCCCCAGCUUGUGUUCUGUGCUCAUGCACUCAGCCCACACCAUAAAGUACCAGCCCCAUUAGUGAACUCCUGAGCCUUUCUCUGGUCUCCAGCUUAGGUUCUCUCUGCUAAACUUGUUUUGAAACUCUUCAUAGUGACUCUCUGCCGCCUCCAUUUUCAGCAAGAGUUACCUGAUUUUAGCUGAACCACAGCUGACUCUGUGCCAAGAUGUAUCU
Molecule: messenger RNA, 860 nt
Organism: Castor canadensis (American beaver)
Lineage: Eukaryota; Metazoa; Chordata; Mammalia; Rodentia; Castoridae
Source: RefSeq, a predicted model, not a curated record